Messenger RNA from Kluyveromyces lactis, 1632 nucleotides. It is a transcript of the gene CEF1, whose product is annotated as Cef1p. The coding region runs from base 1 to 1632 and encodes 543 amino acids. Gene Ontology annotation, biological process: mRNA splicing, via spliceosome. NCBI's taxonomy places the organism in Eukaryota, Fungi, Ascomycota, Saccharomycetes, Saccharomycetales, Saccharomycetaceae. The record is from RefSeq and is a predicted model, not a curated record. Gene Ontology annotation, cellular component: spliceosomal complex; Prp19 complex. The transcript has a single exon.
AUGGCUCCUGUUCCGAUUUAUGUCAAAGGUGGUAUUUGGACGAACCUUGAGGAUCAAAUAUUAAAGGCGGCUGUUCAAAAAUAUGGAACACAUGCAUGGAGUAAAGUAGCUUCGCUUCUACAGAAGAAGAAUGCCAGGCAAUGUCAAUCUCGUUGGAAUGAAUUUUUGAAUCCCAGUCUAAACUUCAAACCAUUCAGCCAGCAGGAAGAUGAUAAACUACUAGAUUUAGCGAAAAGAAUUCCAAACCAAUGGAAAAGCAUCGGAGAAAUGAUGGGUAGACCUGCUCAAACAUGUAUCGACAGAUAUAAUAUCCUCCUGGCGAUUGAUAAGGAUGAUUUAGAGCUUGCAGCAACUACAGGGGUACAGAUCGGUGAGAUCAACCCAAAUAACGAAAGCUUACCAGCCAAGGCUGAUAAAGAUGAGCUACUUGACGAGGAGAGAGAAAUGUUGGCGGAAGCUCGUGCCAGGCUAUUAAACACUCAGGGUAAAAAGGCUACUCGUAAGAUAAGAGAACGUAUGCUAGAAGAAAGUAAGCGUGUUGCAUUCUUACAGAAGCGUAGAGAGUUGAAACAAGCGGGCGUUGAUAGUAAAAUCAAAGCUCCCAGGAAGAAAUAUUCUUCGCAGAUGGAUUACAACGAGGAUAUUGCGUAUGAACAGCAACCACUACCGGGUAUAUACGAUACCUCAAAGGAGGAUGAACAGACUGAGAAGCUACUCAAGAGUUUUGAGAAAUUGGUAGAAAGGAAAGGUUUACUUGACAGGAAAUCUGAUGAAAAGAAAACCAUACCACAAAAGAGAAGGCAAGGCGAACAAAUAACGUCAUCAGUAACAAAAUUAGAUUCUGUACUAACUGAUGAGUACAAGAAACCUAAACUUGAGCUUACUCCUGCUACUUUAAAAGGAUCAAAACGGAAGAUAAACAAAACAACAUCUAUACUUCAUUUAUUUGAAUCAUUGCCUUCUCCUAAGAACGAUUUUGAAAUUGUAUUGGAUGAUUUAGAUGAAGAAAUGGAAUCCACUGAUGCUUUUAAUACUGAAAGUUCGUAUGUUAAUGGUAAAUAUCCCCUAGAAGCCUUAAUAUCUUCCACGGAACAUCAAUCGGAAAACAAGGCAAUGGAAAUAAUGGAAUACAUACCGACAGUAUUCCAAAUAAAAACAGAAUUACAGGUACCCAGUCCGAUAGUAGAUCCAAAGAAUGAAAUUGACCGUGAAUUGAAUCGUAUAAUCUCAGCAAAGGAGAAUGGUAACCCCAUUUACAAUUCCACGGAAGUAAACAAUUACUUAGAAGAGAUCAUUAAUUCUGCAUCCACCACCGAAGUGCCCAGCACUGUCUUACAUCCCAAGUUGGAAACUAGCUUAAAAACUAUAACACCGGCUACGGAGCACGAACUGCUCGGCAUGGAACGAAAAGUGCAUGAACUGCGAACAGCGCUUGAGGAUUCCGUCAAGUCUCACAGAGAGGCUGUUUCACAACUUUCACAAGAUUUUGAAGAAAAACUACAUCCGACAGUGUCAGGCUUAGCAUACCAAUACUACACUGACUACAUGAAGUACAGGAACGACCAUAAGACUAUGCAAGAAGAGACACAAUCUCUUGCGGAACAGAUCAAACUUGCCCAGCGUAGUCAAUGA